AUCGACAAUGGAAUCAGGAAUAGGAAUUUCAAAUAAUCCAAGCAUAGAUCCUACAAAUGAAUCAACAAUAACUCAGUUUGAAUUUAAGGAAAAUGAAAGAAUUUCUUACGAAGAUGCCUUAACAAAGACAACAUUCGGGAAAUUCAACUACUUUGCAAUUUUUAUUUGUGGUAUGAGUUUAGCUGCUGCUUUACUCGAAUCUAUGGGCAUUGGUUUUGUUAUUCCAGUAGCUCAGUGUGAUCUACAGCUUACGCAUAGUGAUAAAGGUGUUCUCAGUGCAGUUGCUUUCAUUGGCAUAAUUGUUAGUUCACAUCUUUGGGGAUUCUUGGCUGAUACCAUGGGUCGACGGACUAUACUGCUUCCAUCACUUUUUGGUACCUUUAUCUCAACUGUUUUCUCCAGUUUAGGCAAUAACUUCUGGACAUUUGCUGUUUUGAGAUUUUUAUCUGGAUUUUUUAUUUCCGGAGCUUCAACAACUGUUUAUUCUUAUUUGAGUGAAUUCCAUAAUCCGAACGCACGAUCGAGAGCCAUAAUGGCAGCUUCAAGUAUCUUUGGCUUAGGUGGAUUGUUAAUGCCUGCAAUUGCGUGGUUAGUAAUGAGUUCUUCAUGGAGCUUCGGUAUUCCCCUAAUUGGCAUCACGUAUAAACCCUGGCGCCUCUUUUUGGUUGUCUCCGGUCUUCCGGAUCUCAUUUGCGCCAUUUCAUUCAUAUUCCUACCUGAGAGUCCAAAAUACCUUUUGUCCCAAGGUAGACAAGAGGAAGCUAUUGCAAUUCUCCAAAGCGUUUAUCACAUUAAUACGGGCAAAAAGAAAGAGAAUCUCAACAUAAGCGCCUUCAUUGAAGAACAAGACGAUCUUGAAAGCCGCGAUCAGUUGGAAAAUAAUAUGCAAGAAGGAUUUUCGCGAAUAUUCAGGAAAAUAUACAAUCAAACUGCACCUCUCUUCAUGGGCGACUUCCUGAAGAGAACUGUUAUUGCGUGCAUUCUUCAAUUUGGAAUCCUUUUCACAGCCAAUGGGAUGUAUUUAUUCUUUCCGGAUAUUUUAAAUAGAAUUGCCAUGCACAUUGAACAAUCCGGCGGGAACUACACGGCAACUAUCUGUGAUGCUGUCCAUGAAACAAGGAUCGAUAUUGACGAUAUCCUAGAAUCUAACGAUAAAGGGUCCUGUGACAUGAAACUUGAUAUAUCUGCCUUUGAGCAUACCCUGAUCCUGGAAGUACUUUACGCUCUUGGAUUCAUCCUAAUUGGAUUCUUAAUCAAUGCCGUAGGAAAACUUGCAGUCCUAGUUUCUGUUUUCAUAAUUUGCGGACUUUGUGGCAUUGCCGUGGUAUUCACCACCAUUCCACUUCUCUCAAUCUACCUCUAUGCAAUCCUACUGCUGUGUGGUUUAGCUGUUCCUGUGGUCAAUGCUUCCACUGUUGAUUUAUUCCCAACGCAUUUAAGGGCAAUGUCCGUGAGUAUUUCAUUAAUGAUGGGACGAAUUGGUAGUGUCUUUGGAUCAAAUCUUAUUGCAUCAAUGAUUGAAUACAACUGUGGAGCUACUUUUCUCAUUUCUGGAAUCUCUCUCAUUUUUUGUGGUGUCUUAUCUUUCUUCAUUCCGAAAAUCCGAGUAAAACCAGAUCAACGAGUUCGAGAAGAAUGACCCAAAGUGACUCAUUCAG
This is a messenger RNA of Lutzomyia longipalpis, 1658 nucleotides long. RefSeq names its product synaptic vesicle glycoprotein 2C-like. Gene Ontology annotation, biological process: transmembrane transport. Gene Ontology annotation, cellular component: membrane. The record is from RefSeq and is a predicted model, not a curated record. The coding region runs from base 8 to 1639 and encodes 543 amino acids. NCBI's taxonomy places the organism in Eukaryota, Metazoa, Arthropoda, Insecta, Diptera, Psychodidae. The transcript has 5 exons. Gene Ontology annotation, molecular function: transmembrane transporter activity.